Molecule: messenger RNA, 1145 nt
Organism: Ipomoea nil (Japanese morning glory)
Lineage: Eukaryota; Viridiplantae; Streptophyta; Magnoliopsida; Solanales; Convolvulaceae
Exons: 3
Coding region: 255-935 (226 amino acids)
Source: RefSeq, a predicted model, not a curated record
UUCCCCUUCUCAGUUCUCCGCCCCGCCCCGCCUCACUCUUCGGGAGACCUCUCCUUUCACCUCUGAUCUCUCCUUUAUACGUAACGCUUAAACACUGUGUACUUUGCUUUUUUCUUCUUUCUCCCUCUUUCUACUUUUCUCACUUCUACUUCACCCCCUCUCUCUCUCUCUAGAAAGUUUCAUUUUCCUUUUUCUUCUCUUCUUCUUUCUGGGACGAUUGAGGUUCAAGAAUAAUCAAGGUUGUGUUUUGAGGAAUGGGUUUGUGUGUUUCGGUGCACAAAGAUGCGGAGACGCCCAUGAAGCUCCGUGUUGUGGUUGGGUCCAAGAAUAGCAUGGCCGUGAAUCCGUCGCCGGUCAAACAUGAACGGAGUACUGUUAAUGGAGUUGACUGUAAGCUCGCUGACCAUCACCCACCUAUAUCGCAUCCUUCGCCUUCUCGCCUUGCAACUGCUUCUCUUGACUUUGGUAGCAAGGAGGAGACAUUCUUUGAUUCCCAGAUUUACUUGGAGUCCGAUUGUGAGGAUGACUUCUAUAGCGUUAAAGGAGAUUUUACUCCAUCUCGAGGGAAUACGCCUGUCCAUCAGACCAUAUCUGCGGGUGCUCUUAAAGUUAAUGGAAGCCCUUUUGUGGAGAGGGCUGCAGCAGCCACUUCUGUACCUCAAACUCAAAUAUCCCCGACAGAAAAGAAGAAGAGACUCGCUGAACUUUUCAAAGAAAGUUUAGGCGGCGAUCAGGAGUUUAAUGCUUUGGGUGCUGCCAAAUCCACACUUGGAACGCCUUAUUCCUCUGCCUGCAGCAACACGAGUCCCAGUCAAGAGCUCAAACAUGCCCCGAAAUCAGCAAAGACAGGACAAUGUUGCCUCCCGAAGUUGCUCUCCAGGCGCAGCUUUAACGAGAGAAACAAAGUAACUAGUCCUGCUCACAGCGCAGGGUAAAGAAACCCUCUUCCAUGUUACUUGAGAUACAGAACGCCCUCCUUGGUCUUAACUUGACAUCCAUGAGACCUGAGAGUUCUGUAAAUAUAUAUAUGUGUAAAUGAAUAAACAAAUGUAAAAUCGUAUGAAUGAUAUCUGCUUAUUAAUAUGCAGCAGUACAGAUGAAAAUUUUGGUUUGAAUUCUAUUUAUGGAACUGUGUUUUAGGAUUU